Messenger RNA from Dibothriocephalus latus, 537 nucleotides. Lineage: Eukaryota; Metazoa; Platyhelminthes; Cestoda; Diphyllobothriidea; Diphyllobothriidae. The record is from the annotation of a GenBank genome assembly.
AUGCUUUAUGAAAAGAUGAAAAAGAAACAGCGACAGCCAAAAGUUUGGCAAAAAAAGAAGAAAAUACCAGCUUCUGAAACUCAAACCGAUUCUGUCAAUAGAAAAAGUGCCUUGAUUCAGCUAAAUGAAGAAUCUGUUGAAAAAUUCUCACAAUUCCUGCUCUCUGCUGCAACUCUGAAAGGAUUAAAGCAGUACUCCUUCCUAAAACCUACCCUGGUUCAACGUCUUUCCUUAAAACCUGCACUUCUUGGGAAGGAUGUUAUUGUAGAAGCCAAAACCGGCAGUGGCAAGACCCUGGCUUUCGUCAUUCCUGUUUUGGAGUACAUAUACCAUGAAAAAAUUACCCAGUUCGAUGGUCCAGUGGCGGUCAUCCUUACACCGACUAGAGAGUUGGCCCGUCAAAUUUAUGAUGUCUUUCGUCGUGUGGGCAGGUUUCACAAUUUUACUAUUCUCAACAUCAUGGGAGGAAAGACACGAGUAAGUUGGUUAGUUGUUUUCAAUAAUUUCCCACUUUCGGCUGCGGGGCAUUAUUUUUGA